GAACUGAUCACGAUUCGUAAUUUCGUACACGACAAAGGCAAAGUUGCCAGUGAUUAUUUUCGUUUUCGCUGAAGUCCAACAUAAUGUAAGCUAAUUUAAGAUUUUCGUACGUAGAUCAUAAACUCAUUACGACGCUCAAUCCUCCGUAGAAAAUUCGUCCUAAAAUUUUGAUAACGUGGUCCAUUUGUGAUUUGAAUUCCAGUUUAACCUUUGUCAGGUAUGGUGGCAGUGAUCAAGCACAAUGACCGAACUCGAUAAAAGUGCCUCUACAUCACAGUUAAAUGAGUCUUCCUCCGAGGCAGGGUCAGACCCUGCAUUCCUCUCGAAAAGUUUGUCCCUACCAGCCUCUUAUGUUGAUCGAAUCCCCAAGUAUCUAUCCUCAGCCGUUGUUAUCAUAAAUGGAAAGGUAUCUGCUCAAGAUAAGGAGAAUCCAGGGUCAGUCGAUUCAGAGCUCGUGACACCUACAUCAUCCGUCUCGGAGAGUGACGAAUCUAAUGGAAGAGGUUCACCACCUCCACCUGGCCACAUCAACUCUCAAAAUUAUCUUACAUUUACAGAAAGCUCAGAUGCUUUACUCAGUAUAACAGAAUUAACAGAAGUGAUCAGCAGCUGUCAAGAAUCCAUACUAAAAAGUGAAGAAUGUUCAGAGGAGCGGCGAUGGCUUGUCAGACGGCUGAUUGAGCUGAGGUAUCGAUUGGCUGUGGCCAAAGAGACCCUAAAUCAAGAGAACCAGUCACCUAUCAGUGAAACCAGGGUUCUUCGUGGACACCACUUCAGUUUGCAGAAGCGAUCUGUUGCCACUGCGAAAGCAAUGAAGUUCUGUGAAAGAUGCUGUCGAGCUAUUUGGACAGUUCUAGUCUCUUGGUACGAGUGUUUAGACUGCGGUUAUGAAUGCCACAUCAAGUGCAUUGAAAAUACAGUCAGGAUCUGUGCAAAUGUCAAACGAGCUGAAAAACCACAAUAUGAAACAAACAUUUGUCCAGAGACCAAUCUAGCAGAGCAAAAUUACAAGUGUGCAGAAUGCAAAUCUACAAUCAAUUUCCGUUCUACAUGGCAGGAGCCAAGGCUGUGUGACUAUGCUGGGAAAUAUUACUGCCCUCUGUGUCACUGGAACACAAUGAUGGUCUCUCCGGCAAGAGUUAUCCACAACUGGGACUUCAAUGCCUAUCCUGUUUGCAGAGCUUCAUAUCAGCUCCUUACACUCAAGCUCCACAAACCGCUGAUAUCCCUUGAGAAACUUAAUCCGCGUUUGUUUGGCUUGCUUGAUGAGUUAGGUAGAAUUAAGAAACUCAGGGAAGAUAUCCUAGUACUCAAAAGGUACUUGAUAACUUGCAGGAUAGCACUUGAAAAGAAUCUGGCCUGGAAGUUUUGUCAAAAACGGAGAUACUUCUUGGAGGAUGCAGAUAGAUACAGUCUUCAAGAUCUCAUUGAUAUAAAAAAUGGUGCUCUAGAGUCCAUUUUAGAAGGCAUUCACAACAAUUUGACAAAACACGUAAAAGUUGAUUGUGAGAUUUGCCGCGGCCGAGGGUACCGUUGCGAGCUCUGUGAUAACAAAACGAUAAUUUUCCCCUUUGAUAGUGGCAUUGACACGUGCUCAAAGUGUAAAACAGCAUAUCAUCAUAAGUGCUGGCAUGGUGCAAGAGAGUGCAGAAAGUGCGAACGUAUCAGGAAGUGGAGUGUCGUCUCAGUCGACAGUGAUGAUAGUUGAGAAGAUUUUAAAAGCUUAGUCCUGAUUUAUGCAUGUCUAAAACUCUUUCUUUUCCAUGAAAAGAUAUGUCUUGGGCUUUGCUUUACAACUUAGCAUGCAUUACAAGUAAAGGACCUUACUUGGAAAACCAAAGGACUCAGCGCCAGCUACAGUUAGUUUUUUUAUAUGAUGUUCUUUGCGCUGUCCUGUGCACGGUGGGCUUUGUAAAGCGAACUUUCUUUCUACCGUUUUCGAGAAUAUUUGGGCCGAUGAGUGAUUUCUUUCAGUAUUUCAUCACGCAUUGCUCAGUAGGAUUGUUGUAACGUCAUAUUAGUGUCCGAGGAGAUUCAAAUUCCUCUGAUUGAUGAGAGUGUGCAGGUGUAGCAUGGACACAGUCAGCGAUAGGCCCACACCUCCAUAAGAAUAAACUUAUAAAAAUGUCAACAAAUUUAAUUUCGGCCCUGCUUUUCUGGAUAUUGGUACCUAGGAAUUUGAUUUUAAGAGCUCAUCCUGAUAGGAAAGUUGUAAAAGUACAUCAUAUCAAAAAAUGAAAUCAAGUUGGCACUGAAUUCUGUGGCUUUCCACGCUGGAUUGUUUGUCUCUUCAUUUAUUGUGAAGAGACUAUGAUAAGUUAAGAAUGUAUGUAUGGUUUAAUAUUAAGAAUUUUAAAUUCUUUUAACUUGAAGCGCUUGUGCAUUUUAUGAAAGAAACCCUGAGGCCUUUGAAAAUACAAGCAAAUAUUAGUGAAUUCUAGAUAACAUUUAAUUUUUGGAUCAUAUCUUUUCAUCGAGUUAUAGUAUUUACUGACAUUAGGUUUUUGCCGACCUUGAAGCAGGCACAUACUACGUUUCUUUUCUCCUCUUCCUCUAUCGCCGCAACUGUUUCAGCUCAUAAGUUAUGAAUGUUAAAGUGGCAUUGUUGUAGUGGUACAAUGACAUUCUCGAUAUUUUGCUAUGAAUGAAAUAUUUUCACAAUAAAGGCAUUUUCAAUUAUAAAAUUUGAAAUGAAAUUUUAAAAAAUCGUUAUGCCUUGAAAACAUUUUCCUUCUCCUUCCCUUUUUUCUUAGAGGAAGUAAUUCUGAUUCCGUGGGAAAAAUACUUGGAUUUUUCAUGAGAGAGAACGAAUGAAAAACACGAACAGUUGUUCAGAUGAUGAAUUUUAAAUUACCAAGCUCGGAAUACCAAGAAAUUCAGCCAGCUACAUUUCGAAAUUAUUUGACAUGAUGUUCCUAACAAUCUCCGGAGCACAAUGAGCAAUUGAAUUGAACUUUCUAUGCACUAAAGUCAAAAUAAGCGAGCUGGAAAGUGAAUUUUUCGGUAUUUUUACAUGCGCAUUCUAAUGAAAGCGUGGGACUGUUACUAUGUAUGUGUGGCCGCUCUCUUGCAUGAUUUUGAUUAUUUUUAUGUGUCUUAUUUUCCUGGCAUGCAAGGAAACUACAGUUCUCCUCAAUCAACAACAAGAUUUUGCAACAUCUCUAUUAGAUAUUGCUUGUGAAAAUACGGAAAAGCUCCCUUCACAGUCCUGUUUUCCUUGAGAAAAGCACAUAGAAAGUUUGAUUAUUAAAGCUUAUUGGCCUCAGAGGAUUGUUAGGAAGAUCAUAUCAAAUACUAUCAAAAUUUGUAAAAUUGGCGCCAAUUUUCUUGGUAGUGGUCACCAAAUUCUGCGCAUCAUCCUUUAAAUGUAAAAUUUCUUUCCUUCUUUUAUUUCACAUAUUGCCCAAUCAUGUUAUGUCUUUUCUCCCUUUCCUCCAUGUCAAUCCUCACUCCUGAAAAAGUCUCAUAUUUCUAAUGUGUCAGCAAAAUCGUAGUUUGAGGUUUUAAAUCAUGAUUUCUGCCUUGUAUUACAUGUUUAGUCUUGAUAUACUCAAUGUGAUCUGUACGUUUUUAUUUUCAAGUUGUAGGUUUUAUCAAAAGCCUAUAGAAAAUUGUUAAUCCUGUUACCUCUUUUUAUUAGUAGUCAUUCGUGUCAUAUUACUUUUUUACUCAAAAUGUUAAAUGCAGUUAUUGUAAAUACAU
Molecule: messenger RNA, 3702 nt
Organism: Bemisia tabaci
Lineage: Eukaryota; Metazoa; Arthropoda; Insecta; Hemiptera; Aleyrodidae
Gene: DEF8
Product: differentially expressed in FDCP 8 homolog
Source: RefSeq, a predicted model, not a curated record